This is a messenger RNA of Phyllotreta striolata, 1558 nucleotides long. Lineage: Eukaryota; Metazoa; Arthropoda; Insecta; Coleoptera; Chrysomelidae. The record is from the annotation of a GenBank genome assembly.
AAACUUAUGUUAUUGUUUACUCACAAACACACGCCUUAUCAGUUAUCAAUCGCGAUAAUAUCCCGAUUACCUAGAUUAUUACUCCUAUUAGUCAUCAGUUACCGUUCUCUCAUUAUAAACACCCGUUUAAUCGCGUGAAAUAUGGCUAGAAGGUACGAUCCUGCACAGUCCACCCAACUUUUGGAAACGAAUUUAGAUCGCACAAAGUCUCGGUCUAAUUACAGCGUGCAGUCGAUACAAUCCGUUUUGGAAUCCGAAGCUGACGUUGAUUCUAGGAGUUGCUUCGAAAAAUGCCUCACUCGGAUACCCUACGCUACCCUCAUAGCCACCAUUAUGUGCGCUUUGGGAGUGGUGAUAUUCUGCGGUACGAUGUACAGGGGGGCCACUUUGUCCGUGCUGAUGUUCACCGAGAUAUUCAACAUACAACUGUUUUGGGUUGAUGCUGUUAAAAUGACGUUCGUACUGAUCGGAGCUUGCAUGGGGGCCCUCGGUUUGAUGAUUCUCACAGUGGGAUUCCUGGCUACUGGAGCAACGAGGCACAAAGUGUACAGGGGAUGGGGAUGGAGAGUCAGCGGUAGACUUACUUGCGCUGUCUUUAUGUGCGUCACGUACGUGUUACAAUUGGCCUGGCUGUUGAUGUUCUGCUUUCUGGUAAUGGCCACGUUUGUGUUUACGAUAUUCUGGAAGAUGUGCGAGAAUCCCAGAGUGGCCUCUUUCCAAGACGACAUCGACUUGACGCAGUUCUAUUUCAUGUUUCCGGCCGAUAUGAGACAGGAGCACAUGAAGGUGUCGGGGGAGAGCGCCGUCAAGGCCUUUUGCAAGGAUUAUGUGGAAAAAGUGGAGAUUAUGUUCAUUUUAGCCACCGUGGCUUCGGUGCUUGUGAUACUAAGUUUGCUGCACUACCUGAUGUGUCUCUCGGCGAAUUACGCUCACAUUAGAGAUCAAGACAAGUUUUUGCAAUUUCAAGAUUUGCAAAUGCUCAACGAUCACGAACUGUUGGCCGGGAAAGAUAGAUUUUAGGAUACGGCCCGGGAAAUACACAUGCCUGAAAUCAGUUGGCAAAUCAUGAAUACGAACAAUCGGUGAUAGGCAUCGAUUCGAUGUUAAAGUCCCGAGAAAAGAGUCUUCCUUUAGAUGUAGGAAUGUGUCUUUUUUUAUAUUUCAGCACAAAUUUUAGGCAUUUGCGUUUCCUGGGUACCUUUUUGUAAUAAGUAAUAAGCAUAUCGUACAUUGACCUAUCAUAGUUAAUUUAAGUCCGUCCAGUUAUUCAAUAGUUUUGUAGCUUACAAUUCUUAUUUUGUAAUUGUAUGACCGAAAUGUUUCUUGUCAAAAACGUAUUUAUUCGCAACUUUUGUACGUUAUAAGUAGUAAAUGUAGCAGCAUGAUGAAUAUAACUUGAUACAUGCAAAUGUAACAUGUAAUUUAGUUUAUUCAUCAGAUAUGUAAUGUAAUUAGGAGCUCAAAUUGUUGACUUUGAUAGUUAAUCGCAGCACCCUAUUUUUUUAUUGUACCUUUAUCAUUUUUUAUAUAAAACAAGGCAAACACCGUAUACUUAACA